Messenger RNA from Hypanus sabinus (Atlantic stingray), 9269 nucleotides. RefSeq names its product SPNS lysolipid transporter 2, sphingosine-1-phosphate (gene spns2). The record is from RefSeq and is a predicted model, not a curated record. Gene Ontology annotation, biological process: lipid transport; sphingosine-1-phosphate receptor signaling pathway; transmembrane transport. Bases 208 to 1695 code for a protein of 495 amino acids. Gene Ontology annotation, molecular function: transmembrane transporter activity; sphingolipid intramembrane carrier activity. Gene Ontology annotation, cellular component: membrane. The transcript is spliced from 13 exons. Lineage: Eukaryota; Metazoa; Chordata; Chondrichthyes; Myliobatiformes; Dasyatidae.
AACCACGCGUUAGUGGAGUCUGCAAUGAUUGCAUUGGAUGGCAAGAGCGGUGGGCGCGGGAUGCCUGUGCGGGAGCCGAGGUAGAUGUAAAUACGCUGUUUAUCGCACACAAACACACACACAGGCGCUGUUUGCUUUCAAGGAGGAGCUUCGCACAGGUUCCAACAGCCUCGGUCACCCCGGCACAGGCUGCGGCUCCCGGGGAAGAUGUGUGUGGAUAAGGACACGUCCGAGUGUCCGCUCUCCGUCUCCGUCUCCUCGGAGGAGAUCCAGACUCUCAGCGGCUCGGUCCCGAUCGGCGACUCGGCAUCCAGCCCGGCGGAGAAAUUCCGGGCGCUGUACCGGCUGCGCCCGCACAUCGCAGCGGGAGUGCUGAGCUUCGGCUACGUGGUGAAUUACAUGGAUCGCUACACCGUGGCAGGUGUAUUGGCGGACAUCCAAAGACACUUUGGAGUGAGCGACAGCAAAUCUGGAUUGUUGCCUACAGCUUUCAUCUGCAGUUUCAUGGUGGCCACGCCAAUCUUCGGUUUCCUAGGCGACCGCUUCAACAGGAAGUUCAUCCUGAGUUGUGGGAUAUUCUUCUGGUCGGCAAUCACCCUGUCCAGCUCCUUCAUCAACAAGCCGAACUUCUGGAUGUUUCUCGUCUCGAGAGGUUUGGUGGGGUUCGGCGAAGCCAGUUACUCCACGAUUGCUCCCACCAUCAUCGCUGACCUCUUCACCAAGGACACCAGGACCUGCAUGCUCUCCUUCUUCUACUUCGCCAUCCCGCUGGGAAGUGGGCUUGGAUAUAUCCUGGGCUCCAGCAUGACACAGGCGUCUGGAGACUGGCACUGGGCACUUCGGGUGACUCCAGCCAUGGGGUUUGCAGCUGGGAGCCUCAUCAUCCUACUGGUGCCCGAGCCAAAGAGAGGGGCAGCCGACCAGCAUCAGGUCCAGCUCAGGGCCAGCACGUCCUGGAGCAAGGACAUGAAGGCCGUCAUUAAGAUACCAAGCUUCGUGUUCUCCACACUGGCCUCGGCCUCCGUGUCCUUUGCCACGGGGGUGCUGGGGAUGUGGAUCCCGCUGUACCUGUUCCGCGCAGAGGUGGUGCAGAAGAACAUUAAGCCCUGUACCGUGGAGCCCUGCAGUGGCAGAGACAGUCUGAUAUUUGGCGCAAUUACCUGUGUCACUGGGUUCCUGGGACUGAUUGUGGGAGUGGCAGCAACGCGGUGGUAUCGUACAAAGAGCUCCCGAGCCGAUCCCCUGGUCUGUGCAUUUGGAAUGCUCAGCUCGUCCAUAUUCAUCAGCCUGAUCUUUGUGUUUGCCCGCUUCAACAUUGUGGGAGCCUAUCUGUGUAUAUUUAUAGGCGAGGUACUCCUCUUUUUGAACUGGGCCAUCACAGCAGACAUCCUCAUGUACGUUGUCAUUCCGACUCGCCGCUCAACAGCUGUGGCUUUGCAGAGCUUCACCUCUCACCUGUUUGGCGAUGCGGGGAGCCCCUAUCUAAUAGGCGUGAUCUCAGAUGUCAUCAGGCAGAGUAAGCCCAAUUUAGACCUGUGGGAGUUCCUCAGCCUGGGUUAUGCUCUCAUGCUGUGCCCAUUCGUCAUUGUCCUUGGAGGGACCUUCUUCCUGGCCACAGCCCAUUACAUUGUACAUGACCGGAACAGAGCAGAUCAACAGGUGGAAGAAAUGAAGUUGGUUUCUAUUAAAGUCUGAUAAGGCUGGAACAGGUUCAUCCAGCUCCCACAUCAGCCACCUUGCCUUUGAACUACAAUGUGGCUGCUAUAUACAGAACAAAGUUUUCCACUGCCAACUAACAGGUCCGUCUACUGUCAGGAAAGCGGUGGAUCAUCAGAAGAAUGCCAGGAAUGGCUCAAACAUAAGGAAACGGCCAAGCCUACAAGUCUGGUCUUUUAUUAUUACGGAAACUUUUCUGUGAGAGCAUCUCUGCGCGUGUAUGUGUGCGUUCACCCUCUCGGUGAGUUAAUAGGUUGAGAUCUGACAUUUUUUUGUCAGCCGCUGCUUCACACUGUGGAUUACUGUGACUUGAAGGUGGCAGGGGCUGCUCACUGUAUUGUACCCCUACUGUUGUUACUAGGGGUUGAGGAAAGCACAAUAUAGGGCACCAUCAAUCAGUAUUAAAUAUCACACAGCACAGUCACAUUGAUACAUCACUUUGGUGUGGAGGUGGUGCUAAUACAGAUGAUGUUAAGUGGUGAAUUAAGCAGGAAGCAUUACAGGUUUGAGAAAUUGUUGGCAUCACAAAGCAACACCCGAAUCAGCUUUAUAAUCACUGAUGUACAGUAGGUUGUUAAAUUUGCUGUUUCACAGCAGUUCAGUGCAGAACAGUAAGUUACUAUAAAUUAAAAAAUAAACAAGGAAUAAAGAAGCAUUGUUCAUAGCCAAUACAGAAAGCUGAUGGUGGAGGGGAAGAAGCUGUUCCCAGCUGAUAACAAUACAAUCACUGGCUUUUGAAUGUGCACUAAAAUAAAAAUCCCUUGAUGUGAAUGGAGAUGCUCCAAGUAAUCUCCAACCUCGUCCUUUGACAGCUACUGAAAAGUUUUAUCCCAUUGGGUCAACGGAAAUGUAAAACUGUGGCGGGAGGGUUAGGGAACAUGCAAUGUUUGGCAGUAAUGGUAGAAAGAAAGAAUGAAUGCUUUCUUCUUUUUCCAAGAACCAGUUUCCAUUCCUUCCCAUUGCUUCAUCUUCUGAAUUAGCGAGGGCUGACUGGGGGUGGGAUGGUGUAGCUGAGCUCAGAGCUCACGCUGGUAUAGAUAGAUCCUUCUGGCCAGAACAAGCAUAAACAUCACAUUAAACCAGAUGCUUUGCAUACAAGCUGUACUAGACCAUCAACAUUUCUGAAUAGACUGGCCUCUCGGGCAUCUUGCUAAUGCCUCUCACAUACCAAUUAUCUCGUUUAAGGUGUCAUUCACAAAGGUCAUUUCCUUAAACCUUGCACGUCAAUCAUCUGGUAUUGUUACUACAACACGCACAUAUCCUCAGUAGAAUUCAGGUGGAAGAACAAACAUUGGGAUGAUUUAUAGCAGGGGUUCCCAACCUUUUUCAUGCCAUAGACCAAUACCAUUAAAAGCAGGGGUCUACAGACCACAGGUUGGGAACCCCUGAUUCUUUCUCACCCACUGGUAGUCCUCAUUUCCUUGAUACACAGGCCAAUGUUACUUUUCCACAAUUCAUUCAACACCAAGAAUGUAUAUAAAAUACACCUCUGGGGUUAUUGUUGGCCAAGUCAUUUAAUAUGAAUUGAAAAAAUUUUCUAUUCAUGCAUAUUGCAGCAAAUGUCCCUUGUAACAAUGAAACUCGAUGCCAUUUGCGAUUGCAGCACCAGUAGUUGUACAAUUGUUGAACUGAACACAAUCCCUUAUAGCCUAAGUUUACUUUGUAAAAAAAAUUGUGCGAGAAUUUGUGGAUAGAUUUGUGGUUACAAUAAGAAAAAUAAAGGCCGAAUGAUCACAUUUCAUCUCACUUACAAAAGAUUCAUAAUCUUACAUCGCAAUGGCUGAUCAACAGAAUAGAUGUGGGAUAUGAAAGUAGGUUCUGUAAGUUUCCCUAAAUUUCCAUAAUCAUGGCCUUUCACUAUUGUUUUAAGCAGUGCUCUAAUUUUACUAACAAGAAAAAAUAUAUACAUUACAAUUAAAUAUACUCCAGAUUUGGAUAUUUACUUAAACAUCUAUCAUCAGUCUUCAACUAAGGAGAUAAAGCUUUCAUAGCCACCAAAGAAAUACAGUACUUGCCUGCCACUAUCCAGAGCAUUUAAAAGCUAACAUGCAGACACCAUGCACCGAAGAGCAUCAAAAAUGAAACAUCAGAUCAGUGUGAUGUUUCAGUUUGAGUUAAAAUGUUAUAUGGUGUUAUCUGACAUCGGAAUUAUUAACAAACUUACAUCAACAGAACUACUUGUCUUCCAUUUUCUGAAUUUGAUUUUUAUCAAAAGAAUUCUUCCACUUGUAAUUAUGUUUACAAGUUUAUCAAUCUAAAAAUCUUAAGUAUAACUGAUGCCAAGUGUGGUUUAUUUAUUUGAAAAAUAUGAUGCCACUGUCUCUAUUCUUUCUGCAAGACUCCUAAGUGGUAUUGCCUGAUAUAUGUCAGCAACUAUAUCCUAUACAAUGGCUGACUAUAUGCUACAUCUUUUGUGUCAUAUGCAUGUGUUCCUAUAUAAAAUCCACUUGCACUGAUAAAGUGUUUGAUAUUUCUUGUCAUACAAGAAUUAUUUUCUAUAAAAUUUCUAUUUUAUCUGAUUAUUUCAGGUAUAUUUUAUUGUUUAAAGCCAAAAUAUAUAACUUAUACACAAGGUUGUAAGCUAAAUUUAUGUAUAGUCAAGUAAAUUAAAUAAACAAUUUGAAUGGAAUUUAUUGCAUAUUUGUCAUGUUGUAUACCUUAUGGCCUCCAAAGCAAAACUGCAUCAAUAUCCACAAGUAGAAUAUUUCAUUAGAAGUACUCAGCACAGUUUGUGCUUCCAGUUUCAGAACAUCUCGGAAUUAGUCUGAGACGUUGCAUACAUAACCCUGGACACUUGCAAAUGUGAAGAGCAGAAAGGCAGGAAAUCAAAAUAAUCAUGGUUAGAGAACUCGAUCUUUUAUUUUAUAAAAACAAAAGUCUGCAGAAGGUGGCAAGGAGAUCCUGCAAAAAGGAUUAACAGUGUCUCAAAAACCAUAAUCUCUAAUUACAACUCGCCCAAUAUCAAACUAACUCUUCCAUUAACAGCACAAAUUAUACUGCAGGCUAAUGGGUGUGAACUUAAUUUCUUCACUGUUUUUUGAAUUUGUACCAUCAUCUGUAAAAUGAGUGGUAGUGUGCUUCUGCUCAAUACUUCAAUAAGGAUUAAGAAUAGCAACCAGUAGUAUGAAUUUACACAUUAUUCAACUAUACUGUGUGGAGAUGCAAUGAUAAGCCACCAAUUUAACUCAAAGCCAAUUGCAAUUAUUUUUCGCUGUAUGUAACAAAAAGUUCAUGAUACCUUUAAACAUAUUUCCUCAGAAGCUUCUGGCCAGAUUACAGACCAACCAAAAUCCAGCAAAUCAACCAUUGCCACCUCAUCAAUCAAUGAAUUUAAAACAAUCAUCUGUAUGGAGCUGACAAUAAUGUUCCUGACAGAAAUCCACAUACAAACCACCUGGUAUAGUUGGGAUCUUCAGUCGUGUCAUUAGUUUCUCAAGGUUGCCACUGUUUUAAAUGUACAAAAUCAAUAUAUACAAGGAAAGAGUAUAACACAACUUACUGAGUAACAGACUAAUUUUUCCACAUCAAAAUCUUAUAACCUGACAGGUACUUUUACCAAAAUCACAUAGGUAAGUGAUGGACAUGUUCCCAAAAUAAUUUAAAGGGCAAACAUCCCUCUAGUAUGUUUUCCCUACAUUUUCAAAGACAGCAAACUAACCAUGCAGCUGGUUUGAAAAUAGAUGCAACUUUUAUCCCCUUUCCUCGUAAUGUCUGUAUUUUGAGAGGAAGCUAUAACCAGAGGAUUAGAAAUUUACAAUUUCUUUAAAUGAGUGGGGAGACUAUUGCCGCUUGCUGCUUCAUGAAUGAUAUUGAGAUGUUUUUACAUCAAACACACUAACCAGAAAGCAUGAGAUCCUUCUGAGUGCAAGGAAAGCCAAUUUGAUAGAUCUGUUGAAAAUCAAUAACAGUUUUGGACAGCAAUUAUUUCCCCAGCAAGAAAGUCCAUAACUAGAGGAUAAGAGCAGAGAAGUGCAGCCACAUUGUACAGCACUUUCAAAGAGACGGAAUGGACGCCAAGAGCCAAAGGUCUCCUACUGUGCUGCAGUAUUUUAGAAAAUGAAGUAUUUGUGGAGUCUGCCCAAGACAAUACAGAAAGCAAAGGGCAUAAUACUUUGUCACUGUAAUGGGCUUAAUGGUUCUGUCAGCAAAUGACUUACAAUAUCACCCAAGAUAAAUGAUGUAACAGUAAGUUGUUGUAUGUGUAAUAUCCAAGCAUUCAACUGAUAUUAAGAAUCUAAGAGUUUGUUUAUUUUUAUACUUAACAGCGUUGAAUAUUAAAAUACUCUCCAACUUCAAAUGAAAAUAUCAUUCGUGUUUCUAAACAUUACAGAUAAUGCUGGCUGAAAGCUGAUAUAUUUUAAUAAUUCCUCACUAUUUUGUUUCAAUUCUGGGUAAUUUACCACCACACCAGACAAGGAACCAGGAAGUGUCUGUACAGACAGUAUGAACAUUUGUCCAUAAGUAGAAAUGGAUCACAGCCAAAAUGCACGUCUGCAAUCAAAGAUCAAUUAUAUACAGGUUAUGACUAGUAAUGAUUACAUGCUCCAUUCCGUAUGACCAGGAGAUUCAAGGCAACAGUGAAGACUUCUGCAACCCUGCACAUACCACACCUCUUCAGUAUACAAUGGGUAUUCUCAGCUGUACAAUCCUUAGACAGCCACAGCUCCAAUGUAUUGUUUCACCAGUAGUACCAUAACAAAAUAUACAGACGUUGGAAACUUGAAAUAAAGAGGGAAACUACAGGAAAUACUCAGCAGGCAAGUCAGAAUGUGGGGUCAGAUAACAUUUCAAUGAAUGCAACUUGACCUGCUGAGUAUUUGCAGAGACAAAUGUGUAGAGUCCUAUUUUUAAUGGGCCCUACCCUUCACAAACACCACCCAUCCUUAUGUCUCCACACUUCCAUUGUUCUCUCCACUGUAAGUUUUUCCCAGUUCUGAUGGAACCUGUCUCUCUGCCUGACCUGCUGUGCAUUUUCCAUGGAUUGCUUUGCUUCUAGGUAAUAAAUGCAAUGCAAGUCCACAUUUUCUUGUGGACCUUUACAUCACCAGGUUACCACCCACUUCUCCCAAUUCUUCAGUGGACUGAAAAACCUACAAGGCUAGAACAGGGAAAAUUCACAGCCACAUCAAAAUCUACUUGGGUUAAACUGGUGUGAGCUACCUCUAACUCUCCUAGACAACGGGAGGAUAGAAGCAGAGCUCCCCAACUCUCCCAGACAAUGGGAAGGUAUAAGCAGAGCCUACUCCCAGAUCCCUUUGACAAAGUAUAUGAGAUCAUGAUGACAAAUACUAUCAGCACUGAGACUAUUUUGAUAUUUCUUUUUGGAAAGUGGAGAAGACUAAUUAUUGUCUACCACACGCUUGAAUGGCACCAAUACCGUUCAACAAGUUCUGAGGUUGACCAAUAAAGAGAAAAACACACAAAAAAUGCUGGAGGAACUCAGCAGGUCAGGCAGCAUCUAUGGGAAAAGAGUAAAUAGGCGAUGUUUCGGGCCGAGACUCUUCAUCAGGACUCAGAAGUCCUAGUCUUUGUUAUUCAAUAGAUCCAAAUGAAGUUCCUAGACAUCUACCUCUUUGCAGGAAGCAAUUGCUGACCCAUCCAGAAAAUAAUUAAGUUGUUGGUAGUUUGAUUAUCCCAACGUUGCAUCUGAGUACGCUAUAAUUGGGCCAUGAGGAUAGGCUCUGUCACCAGGACAGAUGUUCCACUUACACAGCAGCAGUAACAAGAGAGCUGAAGAAAUGUGUAUCCAUGAAAUAGCACAGAACAGUUUCAAUGGAGGGGCAACCAUCUCAAGCCAUGAUGAAUAACUGAACUUGAGUUUCAUGCACAUAUCCACCACUAAUCUACAGCUUCCUGCAUUUGUUGUUUAAUUCUAAGGAUACAUAUAUGCUUGCUGGAAUCACAAACACCCAAAUAAUAGUUGGUCUUAAACACUGGGCAUUAGCAAGCUAUUUAGUUUUUAAAUAACUUUGCAUCACUAGUUUUUAAAGACAGGUGCAAUAAUCAAUCCACCCCAUUCCAGCCCCUACCAACCAAUUCACAGAUCUGAGACCUGGAGCAGUGUCUACUAUUCAAAAUCAAUUAGGCAUUAAAUCCCAGGGGAUACUAAUGAAAAAGAGCAGAUAAGACCAAUAGGGUGGAUAAUGUAAAGUGAGAGGAGGCUUUUGAGGGCCACGAGCACUUCCUUGACAUAUUGGACUACAAGGCUUACAUCUGUGCCAAACGUUUUACAAAAGCCUUAGCAUUAACGGCUCAGUGGAAGGUAGUCAUGGCUAACCAGCUUCUGACAGAUCCAUCUGCCCCUUCUGAAAGCACCAGCAGCUUUAAGAGCUACAUGCUUUAUUGUCCCAGUGCUUUCAGAGGACAGUGAUGUGCAUUAGAUCGAGACACAAGUGUCAGCCAUCUCCCAAAAGACAUUGUCCUUUUGAGUUAUUGAAAUGCGAUCACACAUGCUUCAUAAGGCCAACCGUCUCCUCAAAAUUCAAUGCCGCAAAGUACAACUGACAUGGAUCACUGCACACCAACGCUGCAGUCUAAAUUUCAGACCUUGAGAUCUUUAUCAGAUCUAAGCAUACAAUUAAACUUGACAUUCUUCAGCUUUCUUGUUGUAAAAAGAAAUCAAUGGCAGCUGCACACAGAGCUGAGUAGUCAUGUUCAGCCAAUAUGGACAAGACUAAUUAAAACCUUUGGGGGUUAGAUACUAAAACUCUGGUUGCACCAGGAUUACAGACCAGCAUAACUGUAACUGGAUUGUGAAUUACCGCAUCACUGGCCAAUGAGUCUACAUUCAAUAUAUGUAGAGCAGAAAGAAUAAAGCGAAAUUCUCAAGCAUGUGGUUUGACACUUCUCCCCAUUUAAGGCUUGCUUGGAUACAUUCUGCAUAAAUACACUGCAACAUCUGAAAUAGAGGUCUUUUACCUCUUAAAUUGCUGAAGCAAUGUGGUUCCUACUUUAUCUAGAACCAUAGGCGAAGGGUUUUAAUGCAGAACCUGCCAACUCUGCUGUGUGGAAUGCUGGUGAAAGCAUACUCAAUUUCCUGAAUGGAAAAAACAGCAUCACAACCAUUUAAUGGAUAUGAAGCAGUAGACGUCCAGGUCUAAGAAAGAUACGCAUACACAGAAGCAACGUGACCAUGGGGCCACUGAAGCCUAUGAACAAGAUACACCCAGGUAAUUUUCAACAUUGGGUGGAUGCCUGUGUUGUACUAAACAGAGCUGAUGACUGAUGAUCAAACAAAGCUCUGUCACAUUACUUCAGCACCUUCUCCACCACAAUACUGCAACUUCCCUCUAGGAGUGGAGUUAAUUUUCUGAAUUAACAGAAAACUGUCCAACACAUGGCAAUUAUAUUCCAGAGGCAAGGUCACUCAAAUCUCAGCUACUGUGUCCAGAUGAUGUAACUGGAGACUGAGCUUCAAGCCAUCGUCAGCUCUUUCAUGGAAGGGUCCUAAACAAAACAUCUGACAGAUGAAAGACUUUAGUUUUUGAAGUGACCCAAAAGGAAAACUCUGCCCCUUGAUCCUGCUGUAAGAGUUGGGAGCACAGUCCCUAAAA